CAGGCUGCUCCUCACCUCAGCCUCUCUCUCUGCCCAUUUAGCUGCUUCGUUCCAGAAGAGGAAGAAGAGAAAUGGCCUUCUCCACCCGCAGCGUUCAGUGGAGCGCAAGCUCCCGCGUCCAUCCCACCACACCCAGCGUCAGUGGAUUGAGCUUCAGGAAAACAGCUGUCCAAAAAAGCCAGGCCCCCAGUGUCUAUGGGGGUGCUGGGGGCUACGGCACCCGCAUAUCCACCAGCUCUGGCUUCGGGCAAGGUGGCAGGGGCAACUUCCAGCUUAACAUCACCGGUAACGACGUGCUGCUCGCCGGCACUGAAAAAUCCACUAUGCAAAACCUGAACGACCGUUUGGCCUCGUACCUGGAGAGGGUGAGAUCUCUGGAAAAGGCAAACUCCCUGCUUGAAAAGCAGAUCAAGGAGUGGUACGAGAGCAACAGCGUGGGCGUACGGCAAGACUACAGCUCCUACUUCAAAACAAUUAAAGAUCUGCAAAGUAAGGUUGCUGCUGCACAGCUGGAAAACGCAAGGCUUGUCCUGGCGAUUGACAACGCCAAACUGGCUGCGGAUGAUUUUAGACUGAAGUUUGAGAACGAAUACCUGCUCAGGCAAAGUGUGGACAGUGACACUAACGGACUGCUCCGAGUUCGUGAUGACUUGACUUUGACAACAGCUGAUUUGGAGUCGCAGAUUGAAAGUAUGAAUGAAGAACUGGCUUUCCUGAAGAAGAACCAUGAGGAGGAGGUGAACCGACUGCGCACGGAGGUGAAAGGCUCAGUUCAAGUAGAGGUGGAUGCUGCCCCCAGUAUUGAUCUUGGGACCAUCAUGGAAAACAUGAGGAAGCAAUACGAAGAGAUGGCAGAAAAGAACCGUCAAGAAGCCAAAGAGCAAUUUGAAAAGCAGACAGCAGAACUGAACCAGGAAGUCGCCCUCAACGUUGAGCAGCUGGAGGCCCAGAGGAGGGAGAUCACCGACCGCAGACAGAUCUUGCAGGGCCUGGAGCUGGAAUUACAGUCCCACCUUAACAUGAGAAAGUCUCUAGAAGACAGUCUGGCUGAAACUGAAGCACGUUACAGUUAUCAGAUAGCCCAAAUCCAGGAAAGAAUUGCCAGUUUAGAAGCUCAACUGAGGCAACUCCGGGCUGACAUGGAGGGUCAGAACCAAGAGUACAGUCUGUUGCUCGACAUCAAGACUCGCUUGGAAAUGGAGAUCGCCACGUACCGGCGGCUGCUGGAGGGAGAGGAGAGCGGACAUUUCGAAGUGGAGACAUCUGCAGCAGAGCUUGAAAAAGAAUCCAGUAAAAUUAAGAAGAUCAAGACAAUUGUUGAAGAGGUGGUCGACGGCAAGGUUGUCUCCUCCGAGGUGAAGGAGAUUGAAGAGGUGAUGUGAAUGGCAGGAGCAGAGAGGAGGCGGCUCUGAGCUUCCUGCACCCCAGGCCAGAAAUAAAGAUGAAACUCUCUAAAGAAUCCAGUCGUCUCCCUAAACCCCACCAGGGCUGAAAAAUGCCAAACUAUCAAUUUGCAAUCGAUCUUUCUUUUCUUGGGGGGGUAAUUAAAAAAAAUCACUGUUACAAAGUACAAGAUUUUGGGUUUACUUAAAUAGUGACUAAAUACCUUGGUGAAAAAAACCCAAGGCAGCCUGAAAUAAAGGUAUUAUUGUUUCCAAGACAGAUAAAAAUGGAAGUUUUAGCUUUUAUUUACAUCAGUCUUUACAUUACAUUAAAAAACUUUUUCAGUACAAAUUGAAAGUCAAAUGACUGAUUUUGAAUUUUAUGAAUUUUAUGAAUUUACUAUAGCUUUAAAAAUAAUUUAAAUUAAAUUUAGUGCUUUUUCAAAGCACUAAACUGGUGAAAGACACAGGACACAACUCGCUCAUGCGCUUGACAAGCUCUCGAUGGCACUGGGCUCUUCUGAAACCAUGAGGAGAAUUUUUAUUUCAUUUCUUUAGACAGUUCACAACAACAUCUGGUGCCUUAAGUUUUCUCACACUUCAACAUAUUAAUAAAAAGAGAAGUUUUUAGAAGAGAGUUGCUAUUUCUGAAACCCUGAUGGACACCUUAUCAAAACCUUACAAGAAAGAAUUUACCACACACAGCUGAUACACUCUCUAUCAGAUGUGUUAAUGUAAUUGGGAUUCAAAGUUCAGCAAUCUACUUUUUCUCUUACAUACUGGCAUAUUUAGAGUAGAUUUGUUCUU
This is a messenger RNA of Calidris pugnax (ruff), 2189 nucleotides long. RefSeq names its product keratin, type I cytoskeletal 20-like. The record is from RefSeq and is a predicted model, not a curated record. Gene Ontology annotation, molecular function: structural molecule activity. The coding region runs from base 72 to 1382 and encodes 436 amino acids. The transcript is spliced from 8 exons. NCBI's taxonomy places the organism in Eukaryota, Metazoa, Chordata, Aves, Charadriiformes, Scolopacidae.